Acanthaster planci (crown-of-thorns starfish) is the source of this 1678-nucleotide messenger RNA. RefSeq lists its product as uncharacterized. Lineage: Eukaryota; Metazoa; Echinodermata; Asteroidea; Valvatida; Acanthasteridae. The record is from RefSeq and is a predicted model, not a curated record.
GUGUUCAUCAAUAUCUGAGCUAGCAACCUUAGCCGCUGACAGGCAUCACAAGGUUAACCCAACUGGCUCCUCUCCACCGGUAGAUAUAUACAUUGACUUGGGACUUCAAACGUUAAUCAGCCAAGAGCUCAGACAUCAAAUCUCAGUAUUUGUCAAUCUCCAGUCUUCGCUUCUCUAACUCCCCAUCAAGUUUGCACUUGGCAUCCCACCACACUAAGUCGUCAUGGAUACCAGAGCCAAUGACUUCUAUCUGUUCUUCCGUAGUGGCAAUCACCACGAGAUGCAUAAGAACUUGAUCAAGCUCUCUCGUAACUCCAGCCUAGACAAGCAAGAUCUGGCUCUUCUAGUCCUCAUGCUGACCCAAUACAUGUCCGACACACUGACAAGGAGACAAGUCCUGGGGGAUGCAGAAUGCAAAGAAGCCUUACAGACGAUACUUGAGACGGUACAGCAGAAUGAGUCUGCAAGGAACACACAGCCAACACAGACUGAUGUGGAUGAGAUCAUGAAUCUUUUGAUUACAUCACCUGCUCUGCCGGACGUCUACUAGAGACAAUAUCAUGGAUCACAUCAUUACCCACAUAAACACUCAAUGACAGUAAAGAAGGACAGCUACAUGUACAUGUAGUCUGCUUGGUGAGAAACCAUUUUGUAAUGCACCUGCUCUAAACUUCGACCCCGUACGGUAUUGUUGUAUUUCAAUAACACACAGAAAUCAAAACAAUGAAGUUUUAUAAAGCAACUACAUGUACCAGUAAGAAAAAACUACAUUUUAUGGUUGUCUCUUAAACCGGUGGUAAUGUCAACUGCUGAAUAUUUGUAAAUUAGUACAUGGCUUUUAGUUGUUGAAUAGAAAGGGUGCCUGAUGUUUCUUCGGUUAAAUUUGGGGUUUUUACAUUCAUUUACAUGUAUGUCAAUAAUGAAAACUUUAAGACAUCAUUGUUACAUUUAAUGCUUUUUAUUUUAUCAGGAUAAAACGCUCUAUCUCCAUGAGAAAACGGAAGUGUUUUAAACAAGCUGUAUCCAAAGGCUGACAUCCCUGUAUACAUGUUUUGCUUAAAUGCUGUAAUUUUAAAAUACUUUAUUUCUACACUGUUACAAUGUGGCACACAGAGGCAAAACUAAAACUAAGCCCCCCCCCAGAAAUUAAACCAUUUGCUGACAGCCUACAUUGGUCAGUGUGUUAACUGCACCACUGGUAACACAUGCAAAUGUACAGUGUGAUAGCCACUUGGCCACAUGCCGAGUGCAACUUUGUUUUCAAUACAGACUGGGGCAGGUCUUAAAUAUUAUGUACAUGUAGGCCUAUUUUUCCCACUUUUCAUUGGGGCAUAAAAAUUGCAUGUGCCAGAAUCCAUUUUUAUCACUUUUUACAACACAUUUACUUGAACUUUGCUCUGUAUCUAACUUAAUUCAAUUUUCACGUAGUUACCUGGAUGUAGGAACACUGAAAUGUACAUGUAAAUGUGAUCAAUUCAUACAUGUACAUCGGCAUUAAAAUUUUGUAAUGCAACUAAAAUAUAUUUUUUGCUGGAAAAUUGGCUUUUGUGCAAUACAUGUAGCUACAAAACAUUAACAGUUUUAGCACGAUGCGAUACAGAAAGUGAAAAAUGCUUAAAUACAUCUCUUUGCCGAUGAAUGAUUAAUUAAACAGUCCAUUCAGCCCAUAUUUUGUCGA